Messenger RNA from Neogale vison (American mink), 4722 nucleotides. RefSeq names its product CAP-Gly domain containing linker protein 3 (gene CLIP3). Lineage: Eukaryota; Metazoa; Chordata; Mammalia; Carnivora; Mustelidae. The coding region runs from base 1608 to 3248 and encodes 546 amino acids. Gene Ontology annotation, cellular component: nucleus; microtubule plus-end; cytoplasm. Gene Ontology annotation, biological process: cytoplasmic microtubule organization. The record is from RefSeq and is a predicted model, not a curated record. The transcript is spliced from 14 exons. Gene Ontology annotation, molecular function: microtubule plus-end binding.
GUGUGUGUGUGUGUGUGUAGGGAUGCCAUUUUAGAUAAAGCAGAGAAGGUCUCCCUGAAAAGGCACCAGUAAGUAAAAUCCUAAACAAGGGGAGAGGGGGAACUGAGUAUCUGGGGGAGGACCGUUCUGGGCAGAAGGAAGAGACAGUGCAAAGGUCCUGCACUGAGGAGGAGCAAGGAAGCCAGUGUAUUGCAGUGGAUCCAGGGCAGAGUGAGAGGAGAGGCUGGAGAGACGAUGGGGGAAAGUUCACCCAGGGCCUUGUGGACUGUGGUUGAGAACAUUGGGGUUUUUUUUAUCUAGAAUGAGGUGCAGCAAGCAGAUGUCUCUGAGUCAAGGAGGGCCCUGAUGUGGGAUGUGUUAUGCCCCGUGGCUGCAUUAUAGGGAGCAAGUUGUGGGGUAAGGGAGGAGGAGGGAAAACAGGGAAGAGGCUGCUGCCAUAGUCUAGGUGUGAAAGGAUGAAGGAAGGACCAGGAUGAGGGCAUGGGUGGGGGGAAAGGAGGUGAGGGGUUAAAUUCUGGGAAUAUUUUGGAAACGGAAUUGCCGGCCCUGACCAUUAGAAGGAUGAAGGGUGGAAGGCAAAGGCACCCAGUCAUCUCCGGGCUGGGGUUGUGGGCAUUGCAGCCCACAGCCAUGCAGGCGUGACAGCCAAACCGGGUUGAUGAAACCAGUAAGGCCUGGACCCUGGUCUGGCUCCAGGUCUUCUUGGGGGAUAUACAGGUUUGGAGAGGGCUGGAGGGGUUCAUUGGCAGCUUUGUACCCUACACACUGCUAUAGCGGUAUAGCAUGGUGAUUAAAAGCCCAGACUCUUAAAAAAAAAAAAAAAAAAAAGCCCAGACUCUCCAGCCAGGCUGUCUGGUUUCAAGUCAGCUCCAUCACCUAUUUGCUGUUGCUGUGUGCCCUUGGGCAAGUGGUUUAGCCUCUCAGAGCCUGGUAAGUAGUCUUGAGCACUCUGUGAUGAAAACGACAUGACUGAUGACCAAAGAGGAUGAAAGGAGUCUACAAAAUCAUCCCUCUGAGACAUCCUUUAUAUGCGGCAAGCAUAGAGAAGGAGUUAGGUCUGAGACCUCAGAGAGAGAGAAAAUACUCAUAAUCACCACCACACUAAGACCCCUGCCCUAACUGGCCUGGUUUGCGGGCCUGCGGGAAGGCUAUAUCCCAGGCAUAAGCCCAAAAAAUAACUGUACUCGCUUUCCCAUCCCUCUCCUUUUGCCCUUGUCUCUGCUUCAUCUCUCUCUGUUUUGAUGUCUCACAUCUUUUUUCGUGGCCGUCUCUUCUUUCUCCAUCCUCCGCCUAUCCCUUUCUCAACGCUGCCUUAAGUCUUUUCAUCAAAGCGAGGAGCCUCCCAGUAUCUCCGCCCCCGCGCCUGGCGGGGGGGUAACAUUGCGCAUGCGCCAUCAGCGCCCCUCCCUCCACCCCCAUACCCUGUCGGCGUCUGGGCCUCGUCCCCUUCUGUCUCCCUCUCCUCCCCCAUCACUUCCCCCGACACUGACACCCCAUUACUCCAGUCUCCCCAGUCUCAGCUUUGGUCUCCAGCCCCAUCCGCCCGAGGAUUUGCCUGAAAGCCGCCCCCAACUCUACAUCCGCCCCCCGGAGGGCCACUGAAGACCAUGACUAAGACAGAUCCCGCUCCGAUGGCCCCUCCACUCCGGGGGGAGGAAGAAGAAGAGGAGGAGGAUGAGCUGGUCCCCGAGGCCCCCAGCCCCACCCAGGAGCGCCGGCAGAAGCCUGUUGUGCACCCCUCGGCACCUGCCCCCCUCCCCAAGGACUACGCCUUCACAUUCUUCGAUCCCAAUGACCCGGCAUGCCAGGAGAUUCUCUUUGACCCGCAGACCACCAUCCCUGAACUGUUCGCCAUUGUGCGCCAGUGGGUACCCCAAGUCCAACACAAGAUCGAUGUCAUUGGCAAUGAGAUUCUGCGUCGAGGCUGCCACGUGAAUGAUCGUGAUGGGCUGACCGACAUGACACUGCUCCACUAUGCGUGCAAAGCUGGGGCUCAUGGAGUUGGGGACCCCGCUGCGGCUGUGCGCCUUUCGCAGCAACUGCUGGCAUUGGGCGCCGAUGUAACACUGCGCAGCCGCUGGACCAACAUGAACGCGCUUCACUACGCUGCCUACUUCGAUGUUCCCGACUUGGUGCGCGUGCUGCUGAAGGGCGCAAGGCCAAGAGUGGUGAACUCCACGUGCAGUGACUUCAACCAUGGCUCAGCCCUGCACAUCGCUGCCUCCAACCUGUGCCUGGGUGCGGCCAAAUGUUUGCUGGAGCAUGGUGCCAACCCAGCGCUGCGGAACCGAAAGGGACAGGUGCCAGCAGAGGUGGUCCCAGACCCCAUGGACAUGUCCCUGGAUAAGGCAGAGGCAGCACUGGUGGCCAAGGAGCUGCGAACACUGCUGGAGGAGGCUGUGCCACUCUCUUGUGCCCUCCCCAAGGUCACGCUACCCAACUAUGACAACGUCCCGGGCAAUCUCAUGCUCAGUGCACUGGGUCUGCGCCUGGGAGACCGCGUGCUGCUGGAUGGCCAGAAGACGGGCACACUUCGGUUCUGCGGGACCACGGAGUUCGCCAGUGGCCAGUGGGUGGGCGUGGAGCUGGAUGAACCCGAGGGCAAGAAUGAUGGCAGUGUUGGGGGUGUCCGUUACUUCAUCUGCCCUCCGAAGCAGGGUCUCUUUGCCUCUGUGUCCAAGAUCUCCAAGGUAGUGGACGCACCCCCUUCAUCGGUCACCUCCACACCUCGGACUCCUCGGAUGGACUUUUCCCGUGUCACUGGCAAAGGCCGCAGGGAACACAAAGGCAAGAAGAAGCCCCCGUCAUCCCCGUCUCUGGGCAGCCUGCAACAGCGGGAAGGAGCCAAGGCUGAGGUUGGAGACCAAGUCCUUGUCGCGGGCCAGAAGCAAGGGACCGUGCGCUUCUAUGGGAAGACAGACUUUGCCCCCGGUUACUGGUACGGCAUUGAGCUAGACCAGCCCACUGGCAAGCAUGAUGGUUCUGUCUUCGGUGUCCGGUACUUCACCUGUCCCCCACGGCAUGGAGUCUUUGCGCCAGCAUCCCGAAUUCAGAGGAUUGGUGGAUCCACUGACCCCCCUGGGGACAGUAUUGGAGCCAAAAAAGUGCAUCAAGUGACAAUGACACAACCCAAGCGCACUUUCACCACAGUCCGGACCCCAAAGGACAUCGCAUCAGAGAACUCCAUCUCCAGGUUGCUCUUCUGCUGCUGGUUUCCCUGGAUGCUGAGGGCGGAGAUGCAGUCAUAGAGGACUGGAUACCUGACAGAGAGUCAAAGAGUCCCCUCUAGCAUCUCCUGACACAAGGAGCCCCCGAGUCACCCUGAGAUAGAGAUUCCCAGUAACACAUCCAGAAUAGAGACCCCAUUAGCCAGCCCUCGAUCACUGAGGCCCCAUUAUUAACAGAUUCCCUCAUAACCCCCAAAUACAGACCCCAUGGUACCCAGAAAGAGAUUCCCUGAGUGUAGCACCUUCAGGCUAGUCCCUGUCCCCAACCCCUCAGAGCAGACCCCCCAAUAACAUGUUUCCACAUCACCUCAAAGGAUGGUGACUUCUACAUAAUGGCUCCAGAGUCAUUCAUCACUGGAUCAGAAUCCUCCCCCAUUAACAAAGACACCCCUCUCCAUCAAGUCCCCUUGAAAUAAACACAGGUCAUAUCUCCAGAGCAACAGAGUAACAACUACAUUUAACAUCAGUCCCCUCAAGAUGUUGUGACCACCAAGGUCACCCCAAAAACUUACACUGCAAUCAGACACCCUACAUUAACAAAUCCCCGCUCUUACCCCUCAAGAAGAGACCCACAUUAAACAGCCCACUCUCACCCCCAAUUUACAGACACCAAAACAGUCCUGGAAGUGCUAAUUACAGGACCCCUAAGUCUUCCUACCCUCUGCGCCCUGAAGAAGCCCCCAGUGCCUUGUAUGAAGCCCACCCCACACGGCCCACAGCCCCUGUGCUGGCCAGGCUCCCAGAAAAUUCUCUAUUUUUUAAGUAAUGACUUCCCCCUUUGGGGGACCCCAAAAUUUGGAGGCCCCAUUCUGGGACUCUGGGGAUCCCAGACCCCAGAGUACAUGUCCCAAAUUCCCCUGUGCCCCCAAGUCCUAUAGCUCCUAAAGGACCUCAAGGCCCUAACUCCCAAAUCAUGGAAUCCCAAAUCCCCAGGGAAUCCCAAAUUUUAAAAUUUAAUCCCAAGCCCCCAGGAAACCCCAACCAUGGAGGUCCUUGUGCCUGGGAUGGAGGAGACUGCAGUUAGGAUAUGCAUCCCGGGCUCCCAGAGCACCUCAAGCCCUGCUCAUAGGCACCAGGAGACCCCAAACAGGAAUUCUCAUCCCUGGAAACCGGAGCACUUCAAUGCCCUGAGUCGAUGGAUCUCAAGACACCCAAAUGUAAAGAGCCCCACCCCCAGGGAACCCCAAAUCCUAAAGCCUCCAUCUCUAGUAUAUGAAGGGCCCCAAGGUCUUGAGGGGAUCGCAAAUCCUGGAACCCCUAUUUCAAUCUACGUUCUGGUCACAGGUCCAAAACACCGAAUCUGAGUCACUGGCCCCAAAGGACCUCAAGCACCCGGGUCAGACCAACAGCCUGAGGGAGAACCUAAAGGCCCAGGGGGUCUAGGGUGGACCUGGGGCCCUGACCACCAAGGACAGCUCACGACUGCCCCUUCACUGCAUGUCCCCGAACUCAGCAUGACCCCUAUCCCCUUCAAUAAAAAUGUUUCUAUGGCUUA